AUGGUGUACAUCCGCCGGCAUCAACUUCCCAACCUACGGGAAUACCGUUACGCAGGAGUCGACUAUUCUUUAAUAAGCCGCUAUAUUCUGAAGCCCUUCUAUAAUAAUUUGGUGAUCAAAUGUUUCCCUAUGAGCAUGGCUCCUAAUGCCAUUACCCUGACAGGGUUUUUCUUCGUGGUAGUCAAUUUCUUGACCAUCUUAUGGUACAACCCAAACCUAGAUCAAGAUUGCCCGCCUUGGGUCUACGCCAGUUGCGCCGUGGGGUUGUUCCUAUAUCAGACUUUUGAUGGCGUAGACGGCAUACAAGCUCGAAGAACUAAGCAGAGCGGUCCUCUUGGUGAGCUAUUCGACCAUAGUGUCGAUGCAUGCAACACAGCUCUUGGGGUUUUGAUCUUCGCUGCAGCGAUGAAUCUCGGCCAGUCCUGGGCCACAAUUAUAACGCUCUUUGGAUCCACAAUGACGUUUUAUGUCCAGACUUGGGAUGAAUAUUAUACACAGGUACUGACCUUGGGCAUUAUUUCAGGGCCUGUUGAAGGGGUCCUGACUUUGUGCACUGUCUUUGCCUUUACAGCCUACAUGGGCGGUGGCAGCUUUUGGCACCGUCCAAUGCUCGAAACUAUUGGCGUCCCACAAUUGGGUUUUAUUCCGGAGCAGGUGUAUAAUAUGCCCUUUACGCAGUGGUACCUGGUUUACGGUGCCUUCGUCCUCUUCUUUGCUACGGGCUCAAGUAUUGUACAUGUCAUGAAAGUCCGAAGUGAGCGUGGCCAAGACCCCAUCAAGCCACUCUAUGGCCUUUUGCCUCUUGUUGCAAUCUGGACACUUGUGCCGGCUUACUUGUAUCUCCAGCCAGUCAUUUUGGAGAACCACACUGUUCCGUUCGCUCUCUUCGUCGGCUUAGUCAAUGCGUACGCCGUCGGAAGAAUGAUCUGUGCACACCUGGUGAAAUCCAGCUUCCCCUACUUUAAUGUACUUGCUUGCCCUCUCGCUUUGGGUGUUCUGGAUAGCGUCGGAUUUUGGCCAAGUGCUCUUGGAAAUGCAUCUGGACAGGUUGCUUUCAUUUUUACAUGUUUGGGUCUGUCGGUUGGUGUUUAUGGCAGCUUUAUUCAUGAUAUCAUCACAACGAUAUGUGACUAUAUUGAUAUCUGGUGUCUCAGCAUCAAGCACCCAUAUAUCGAAGAUGCUAAGGCCGUUAAUGGACAAGCUGAGGAAAGCUCCAAGAAAGCACGGUAA
Molecule: messenger RNA, 1230 nt
Organism: Aspergillus tanneri
Lineage: Eukaryota; Fungi; Ascomycota; Eurotiomycetes; Eurotiales; Aspergillaceae
Product: aminoalcoholphosphotransferase
Exons: 7
Coding region: 1-1230 (409 amino acids)
Biological process (GO): phospholipid biosynthetic process
Cellular component (GO): membrane
Molecular function (GO): phosphotransferase activity, for other substituted phosphate groups
Source: RefSeq, a predicted model, not a curated record